GGUACUCAUGUGACGUGAGGUGCGGAAGUAUACGGAACACUCCAACAACACGACAACUGUAAAAAGAAAAGUGAUCUAUAAAGCAAAUAUGGAACAAAACAAUGGUGAAACCGAAGGUGGGAACUUGGCCCAGGUCCAACAUGUGGUGUUGAUCCUGUCGGGAAAAGGAGGGGUGGGCAAGAGCACCCUCACCACAGAGCUAGCCCUGGCCCUAAGACACGCAGGCAAGAAGGUUGGGAUCCUGGACGUGGACCUGUGUGGUCCCAGUAUCCCCCGCAUGCUGAGUGUGGGCAAGCCAGAGGUGCACCAGUGUGACUCAGGCUGGGUGCCCGUCUACACAGAUGCCCAGAAGAGCCUGGCGCUCAUGUCCAUAGCUUUCCUGCUGGAGGACCCAGACGAAGCAGUUAUCUGGAGGGGCCCAAAGAAAACAGCUCUGAUUGGACAGUUUGUGUCUGACGUGGCGUGGGGGGAGCUGGACGUGCUCCUGGUGGACACGCCCCCGGGGACGUCAGACGAGCACCUGGCCGUCCUGGAAAACCUGAAGAAGCAGCACAAAGUGGACGGAGCCAUUCUGAUCACUACACCACAGGCAGUAUCGACGGGGGACGUCAGGAGAGAGAUCACAUUCUGUAAGAAGACAGGCCUGCGCAUCCUGGGGAUUGUGGAGAACAUGAGUGGAUUUGUGUGUCCACACUGCUCUGAAUGCAGUAAUAUCUUCUCCAAGGGAGGAGGAGAGGAGCUGGCCAAGUUGACAGGAUCAGUAUAUUUGGGCUCUGUGCCCCUGGACCCUCUGCUCACAACCUGUAUAGAGGAGGGCAAAGACUUCAUCCAGACAUUCCCAGAAAGCGCCACCUUCAGUGCCAUCAACAGCAUUGCAAAGACUCUCCUAACAAGCAUACAAAAUCCCUGAGCUUGCAAAGGACAUUGCAUAUUCAAUAGCAAUACAGUAUCAUAGUAUUUAGCCUUUGUAAAAUCAUGUUGAAAUAUAUAUAUAUAUGUACAACCUCACGACAUUUUUACAUUGUAUCUAUCUAGUCAUAUACUACUGUUAUGUAAGCUUCAGAAAUCUACCCACAUGUAAUACUUCACAAUUUUGAUAAAGUGUGCUGAUAUUUAAUUGAGAGCAGAACUGAGUGCAAUCCGCUUCACCACUACCUGACUGCCAGCAGACAUUUAGGUUAUGGUAAACUAAUGGAUAGCUGAACAUUCUCUAUCUAGACAGCCGCAAAUCCGAUUAUUAAAUUAUGUUCCACUAUAGACAAACUUCAAUUAACCUGAUUAGAUUUUUCAGUUCUAAGCAGCCGAGUCACCAAUUAAUUACCCAAAUACAAUGUUUGAGCAUGCGAUUGCAUUUAUGUCUUCAUGAUGGCAGUAUGAGGAAAUGCACCAGAAAGACGAACGGCUGGAAACUGCGGGUGACAGUGGUCUGUUAGGGAUUACCUUCUGGGUUUUGAAGAACGGCAGCGAUUCAACAUGUAGGAAUGUCGGUAAACUGAAAUUGACAGCCGAUCUUCAGGUCAGAGGCAAAAGGACCACCUGCUGCUUUUAUGUACACGGUCAGUUGCUCUGGUGUGUUUCCUCUCUAAAUAAAAAGGCAUAUUUUA
This is a messenger RNA of Coregonus clupeaformis (lake whitefish), 1604 nucleotides long. RefSeq names its product nucleotide binding protein 2 (MinD homolog, E. coli) (gene nubp2). Gene Ontology annotation, biological process: iron-sulfur cluster assembly. Gene Ontology annotation, molecular function: 4 iron, 4 sulfur cluster binding; ATP-dependent FeS chaperone activity; ATP binding. Lineage: Eukaryota; Metazoa; Chordata; Actinopteri; Salmoniformes; Salmonidae. The record is from RefSeq and is a predicted model, not a curated record. Gene Ontology annotation, cellular component: cytosol. The transcript has 7 exons. The coding region runs from base 89 to 910 and encodes 273 amino acids.